Messenger RNA from Morone saxatilis (striped sea-bass), 4668 nucleotides. RefSeq names its product divergent protein kinase domain 1C (gene dipk1c). Lineage: Eukaryota; Metazoa; Chordata; Actinopteri; Moronidae. Bases 2311 to 3738 code for a protein of 475 amino acids. The record is from RefSeq and is a predicted model, not a curated record. The transcript has 9 exons.
GAGAGAGGAGGAAAGGAGAGAGGCAGCAGCAGUGUGAGGAGAGACCAGAGCAGCCGUAACAGCAGCCGUCUGCAGGAGCCGCCAGGAGCUGCCUGACAGUCCAGGAUCAGGGUUUAAAGGACAGUAUGACAGCCGGAUCGUCUCCUGCUGGAAAAGUGUCACAGUUUAUCUCCCAGAGCAUCUUUAUGGACUAAGACCUGCUCCUCCAGCAGCUCUCUGUGCCAGAAUUCAGACUUCUUGAUCAAACCAGACAUCUGAAGAGCCUGCAGACCGUUUUAUGAUUUAUUUCUCACAGAGGGAGAAGUUUAAUGAUCUGGACUUUGCACAUCUCAUCUUCAGUUAAUUUAAUGUCUCCUGAUUUUUGGAUUUUUGGAGGAAGAGAAGUUUAGUAAUCUGGAUUAAUCUGGAUACAAUCCUGUGAAUUAUUCCAGGAGCUGUAGUAGAUAGUUUUUUAUAGUCUGCUGCUUUCUUUGAGAUUUGAGCUUUUAAAUGAUUUCAGUUGUUACAAACCAGAGUUAAUCCUGAUCAUCACUUUAAAGUCAGCAGUUUUAUGAUGGGAAAGAGAAGUUAUCUGGACUGUGCCAAUGACCUGGACACCUGCUGACUCUCCUUCAGUUUAUAUGAGGAGCUGUUGAAGAGUUAAAUAACAGAAUCUGGGGUUUUAAUCAAGGAAAAGGAAGUGGUUUUCAAGGACAAUCAACGACGGAUUACAAACAGUUUUAUAAUUUAUUCUGGACAAUUAAAGAAGCAAUUUAAUCCUGGUUAAUUCCUGGUUUUCACUGGUGAUCACUUCAAACGCCAACCAGACGACUGAAGGAUCCACAAGCAGUUUGUGAACAGAUCACUGGAAACCCUGUAGGCGACUGGAUUGCAGAGCGUCUUCUGCUUUUAACUUCAAUAGUUAUUUAACCCUUUGGAUCUCCAGCAUCCUGUGAGACUUCUGCUCACAAAGCUGCCUGCUGAACACCACGGCUCCAACAGCCGGAGGACUUCAACUGUCUGCUGUCAAUUUGCUGACACCGAAAGAGGUAAUUUGCAAGAAUUGGCUCCUGAGAAGGUGCACAAACCGGCUCCAGGAGCCACUUAUAGGACUCGAUCUCCUUGUUCAAACAUCAAGGAUGUCUUUUUCCACUGUUCAGGACUUUUUCAUACAUCAGAGUGGUUUUCUUCUGACACCAACAAAGAUUUUUUCUCUAUUCUGAAAUAAUUUUUCUUGUUAGACGCUUAUAAACAGCAUUUUCCAGCAUUGCAGAGCUCCCGCUGAAGGAUAUUUCCAUUUUUCUUUUUCCAAUACAAAGACUUUUUCCCCUGUUGGAUAUGUUGAAAAUGGCUCUCUGUUAAUGAUUUUCAGGGACAUUUGCGUCUGAGCUCGGCGGCGUGACGACUGCAGAAACUACAGCCGCCACUCAGAGGUGAUGUGAGGACAGCAUCGCAGGGGAGUCUGCUGCGAGUGUGUGUGCAUGCUGGAGAGAGAGAGUGUGUGUGUGAAGCUGGAGGCAUCUGGUUGUGUAUUUGAGUGUGUGUACUCAGAUGCCUCACUGCACUGCUGACGGGCCCAGACACCCACAUCACACGGGGCGACUUGGACACUUCUGAGUUAUUUCCUGUUGCUCAACAUUCGUUGACUCGCUGUGCGUAAAAUAAAUCAACCAGUCGGGUAUAAAAAAGGCAAAACUCCAGCAUGAACAAACAAAAUUUCCAAAUAUUUCUUGCGGAGAAGCUGUGGAGCCAAGCUGGAGGGCGAACAAGUCGACUCGGUCUGGAACGUGUUGCUCUGAUUGGAUGAUUAUGGACCUCUCUUCUCUUUGGCUGUUUUCAUUUUUCGGAACUAUUUGGGCUUUUUUUCCGGGGACACAGCAGGACUCCGGUCCUUUCACUGAGUUUUCAUUGAGACCAGGCAAGCUGAGGAGAAACAGGCCUUUGAUGGUAUGGGUAUUUUUCAUGAUUGAAAGUCUUGGAUCUUGGAUUACAGCUGUGACCCCCACUGGUUGCACAGCUUCAUGGGAGCUAUGAAGGCACUAAUGCCUCCUAACUGGUGUAGCAAGACAUGCUGACGAUACAAUUCAUUAUUCAUCAAAUUCAUCAAGUUUACUUCAUGCAACAUGGGAAUUGAUAGAUUGAUCUAUUAAGAGUCUCAUUUAAUGAGCUCAUAAGUAUUUAUUCCCCUUUCUGUUUUACUAUUUGCAAAAUAUAAAUAAACGUUUGUGAAUCAGGAGCUCUGUAGCUUCUGUCAUUAGUUGGACCACCUUUUAGCAGAUUAUUCUGUAACCCGUCAGGACACUUUUGUGCAGACAGCGACCACCCGCGGCCAUGCUCCCUGGAGGACUGGUGUCAGGUGGAGGUGGUCGCAGUGGCGGGCUGUGCCUGCUCCGGUGGCUUGGCCUCAGACUGUGGUCCCGUCGGGGGACCCUGGUGUUCGCUUUACUCUGGUUCGGCUCCUGGUUGUUCCUGAAUGGCCUAGUUCUGGUCCACAGGAGCAUCCUGUCUGACUACUGCACCGACGACAAGAGCAAGCGGAUCCUGCAGAGACUGUGUCUGGAGUUCGGGGAGGGCUCGGUGAAGGGGGACAUGUGUGAGGAUCUGUGUGUGCUCGGCCUGGUGGAGUACAAGCGCUGCCUGUACUACGAGAAUGGGAAGAAGGUGAUCGAGGCGCGCUGGAGAGGAAACCCCGUCAUCCUCAAGUCCAAACUGGAGAAUUUCUCCUCCUACGAGCCACUGGGAAUACUGGACUACCAGGACACAGCCGAGGAGCUCUCCCCUCUCGAUGUGGUUUUCUACGCCACUCUGGAAGUGCGAAACUCUCUGGGCCUGGCUGAGGAAGACGAGGAUGAGGAAGGAGGAGGAGGAGGAGGAGGAGGAGGAGGAGGAAAUAACAGCUAUCUGGCCAAACUUUGGGGGAAGAAGCUGAAAAACAGAGACAAGAGUUACUCCAGAGCGGAGCUGACCUCUCUGUGGUCCCUGCUGCAGCAGGAGGAGUACACCUUUCUCAGAGUGCUGCAGGACCUCAGCACCCACGUGGCCAAGGUGUUGGGCUCCUGUGGUCAUUUCUACGCCGUGGAGUACCUGUCUGCCGGCCACGCCUGGGACCAGAACAUCUUCUCCCUGGAGGAGGUAGCUGUUUCUGGGCUGCAGGGGGCGCGGGGGAGGUGGACCGCCAGGGAGAUGGUGCAUCGCAUCGCGCUGAGUUUUCUGGACAUGGUGUGGCACUUUGACAAUGACUUCACCCACAAACUGCACCUCUGCGACAUCAAACCAGAGAACUUUGCCAUCAGGAAGGACCUGACGGUAGUAGCGAUCGACGUGGACAUGGCGUUCUUUGAGCCGAAGAUGAGGGACAUCCUGGACCAGAACUGCAGCAGCGACGACGACUGUAACUUCUUCGACUGCUCGUCCAGGUGUAACCUGAACAAACGCCGGUGCAGCCCCCGCCGUCGCAACAGCAACCUGCAGGUGAUUUGUGAGAAGAUCUUCAGGCCGUGGUUUUCUCCCACACUGCUUGGGGCCAAAGCUGGGCUGCCACUGCAGGUGGAGCUGCAGCGAGCGGUGCAGGAGUGUUCAGAAACAGAAGGAGGUGCAGAGGAGGAUGGAGAUGGAGGAGGAGAGACAGGUCAGGGCAGAGGUGUCCAUCAGCGUCUCCUCAACAUCCUGACACGCCUCCUACAGGAGGGAGGGGCUUCAGGGGAAGCAGGAGGGGCCUGGGAGGGGAAAGGCCACGUCCACACUGCACUAAACUUCUGAGGAUGUCAUAUCCCCAUAAAAGACUUUAUUUCUAUCAAAAGAUUCUUCUUGGGCAAGGUGAUCCCUGCUGAAAUGCUCAACCUGGACUCCAGUGAUCCUCCUGGAGAAAACAUCCCUUUGGCACAGUUUUUAGGUCCAAGGCAGCAGAUUAAGGUACCAGGAGCCACCAAAUAUGGAGCCUUUCUGGGAGAUAUUCAAGAUUAUAUCUCAUCAUCAACAUUAACUACAUAGUCAAAAGUAUGUGGACACUGUGUGUACUUUUGGCCUUUUUGUUCUAAUGAAGGGAAAUCUUAAUGCUGCAAAUGUCUGUUAGUAAUAUUUUAGACAUUGGUGUUCUUCCAACUUUGUGCCAGCAGUUUGUCUCUUUCCUGUUUCAUCAUGACAGAAAUGGUUUUCCCAGUUUGGUGUGAAAGAACUUGCCCAUUGUGCGCCUUUUGGAUGAACUGGAACGUAGACUGUGAGCCAGAGAUGAUCGUCAAAAUCAGUUGGACCUGACUGCCGCUCUUGUGUCCGAAUGGGAUCAAAUCCCUGCAGAAGGUUUAACAUCUAGAUUUUGUUGCCCCAAUUUCUGCUGUUUGUUGUCCAGGGAGUGUGUGAGUAUCUGCAGUGAGAGAGCUCAGCGAUGCCUUAAAUAUCUUCUCAUCAGAGGAGUAUAUUAUAGAUCCAGUGUACUUGGAUCCUCAUGUUUUUUUCUUCCUUUACGGUUAGUCUCAGUGAGAUUUAAAAACCUCAGUUGUUUGAAAUACAUAACUAUAAAUGCUGCAGACAAGCUGUUACGGUGUAGUGACUAUUAGUCAGUAAGUUAAUGGUAGUGGUGGGCGGAUAGAUCCAAAAUAUCGAUAUAUCGAUCCAACGUUGUAUUGAUAUUGAUCGAUACAGUGUAAUGAGAUCGAUACUUAUUUCAGUUUCUGUCCUGUCCGCGCUGCUGCG